AUGGGAUCAUCAGCCUAUUCACCUUUGGAUCGGUUCAUCCGAGCAAACCCGCACAGGAAGAUUGGAAUCGGGAGGAAGAAUCAUGAAAAACCGCACAGCGCUGAAGACGAGCCAGAAGUGCCUCAGUUGUGCUGGCUUACUGUAAAAAUCAUAAGCAUGACAAAUCUCCGCAAAGCAGACCUGUUGAGCCAACCUGAUUGCUACGUGAAGCUGUGGCUGCCAACAGCGUCAUGCCGGGAAGCCCGGACAAGAACUGUACGCAACUGCAGAAACCCUGUCUGGAAUGAAACCUUCCACUUCAUGAUACAAAGUGAAGUAAAGAACAUCCUGGAGCUGACAGUCUGUGAUGAGGAUACUUUCACACCAGAUGACCAACUUUUGACGGUUCGCUUUGAUGUAGCUAAAAUCCAACCUGGAAAAAAAGUUCACCUGAAUUUUGAGUUAAAUCCAGAGAAACAGGAGGAGCUAGAAGUGGAAUUUCUACUGGAAAACAUUCCAGGCGUAUCUGAAAACAUCAUUACUAAUGGCGUACUAGUGUCUCGUGAAGUUUCCUGUUUGGAAAUACGGGUGGAUGAAACAAAAAUGAAGAGCUCUUACACAAGGAGAGAUUUCACGUUCACAAUGAAAGGAUCCUAUGAAGAAGCCCAGGAUGUUUCCAUAGGUCCUCGCUGCAGACGGGGAGGCAGCGAAACCACCAUGUUCCACUACGUCAAGCACAGUCAACCCAGACUGCACAUGAUGCUGCCAAAGGAGCGGUUUUUUUCUGGUCAUGGCUCAGCUAGGAGGCAAAUGGAUGUAAGCAGUCCCCUGGCUGUGCCUCUCCAUUCUCUGGACUUGGGAAAGAAAGUGACAGUGAUGAGAGGUGACUCUUAUGAGGUGUCUGUGAAGGAAGAAGAUGGUUGCAAAAAUUUAGAUUUGCGGUUGGGGUUUGAUCUGUGCGCAGAGGAGCAGGAUUUCAUCUGUAAAAGGAAGAAGGUGGUUGCUGCUGCUCUGAAAAAUAUUCUUCAGCUAGAUGAAGACCUACAAGAGGAUGAGGUGCCAGUGGUGGCAGUCGUGACCACAGCAGGAGGAGUGCGGUCCAUGACGGCUAUGUUUGGGAGUCUCCUGGCUCUCCAGGAGUUAGGUGUUUUGGACUGUGUCUCGUACAUCAGUGGUUUAUCUGCCACAACAUGGACUAUGGCAAAGUUAUAUGAAGAUGCAAAUUGGUCACAGAAAGAUCUCAGAGGGCCAGUUGGUGAUAUCAGAAAACAUGUCAUCAAGAGCAAGCUGCACUGUUUCUCAUUGGAUCAUAUGAAAUACUACGAAAAGGAGCUUUGUGAGAGAAAGCAAGAGGGACACAAGCUGUCCUUUACAGAUUUAUGGGGACUCUUCAUUGAUUGUAUGCUACAUCAUCAGGAAAGUUCUCACAAACUCUCUGAUCAGCAACUGGCGGUAAAUCAGGGGCAGAAUCCGCUGCCCAUAUACCUGUCUCUCAAUGUCAAGGAUGACUUUAGCACUCUGGAUUUUAAAGAGUGGGUGGAGUUCACACCUUACGAGGUGGGUUUCCUGAAAUAUGGGGCCUUUGUUCGUUCAGAGGAUUUUGGUAGUGAGUUCUUCAUGGGUCACCUGAUGAAGAAGAUCCCAGAGUCCCGCAUCUGCUUCUUGGAAGGCACAUGGAGUAAUAUAUUUUCCCAGAAUUUUAUGGAUGCUGUCUACCUCUCUGGUCAUUCAGAGGACUUCUGGCACAGAUGGACCCGAGGCACUGAGCAUGACAUUGAGGAACACCCUGCUCUGCCCAGGAAGCCUCACGAACAGACAACUUGCUUAUCCAUUCCCAAAGGUUGCCUUUCCAAUACACUUCGAGAAAUGAUGACUGGACGGCCAGUGGUUUCAACUUACCAUAAUUUCCUCAAGGGCUUGCAGCUACAUAACAAGUAUUUAGAGAAUGAGCGCUUUUGCAUGUGGAAAGACACCGUACUGGAUUCUUCUCCCAACCAGCUGAAUGAAAUGGGUGACUACCUUGAGCUGGUAGAUACAGCUUUCUUCAUCAACACCAGCUGCCCGCCCAUUCUGAGGCCAGAGAGGAAAGUGGAUGUCAUUUUGCAUUUAAAUUACAGCGGAGGAUCACAGACUCUGCCACUGGACCUGUUCUCAGAGUACUGUUUGGAGCAUGGGAUCCCAUUCCCCACCACGGAGCUGAGCCAGGAAGACCGGGAACACCUGAAGGAGUGCUAUGUGUUUGAGGACAACUUAGAGGCACCAAUCCUGGCCUAUUUCCCACUGGUGUGUGAUACCUUCCAAAAAUACAAGGCACCGAAUGUGGAACGCAGUCCCACAGAGAUGGAGCAGGGAAGAGUAGAUGUGUCCAACUGCAUUGCUCCCUAUGGCACUGGUCUGCUUACAUAUACUGAAGAGAAUUUCAACAAGUUGCUGAACCUGUGCAGCUACAACAUCCUGAAUAAUGAACAUUUAAUUCUUCAGGCUUUGCGAACUGCAGUGGAACGAAAGAAGCAAUUUAAAAACUGUUCGUCACCUCAGUCAUCUAAACUCUCUUAA
Messenger RNA from Gavia stellata (red-throated loon), 2535 nucleotides. RefSeq names its product cytosolic phospholipase A2 epsilon. The transcript has 21 exons. Gene Ontology annotation, biological process: glycerophospholipid catabolic process. NCBI's taxonomy places the organism in Eukaryota, Metazoa, Chordata, Aves, Gaviiformes, Gaviidae. The record is from RefSeq and is a predicted model, not a curated record. Bases 1 to 2535 code for a protein of 844 amino acids. Gene Ontology annotation, molecular function: calcium-dependent phospholipid binding; calcium ion binding. Gene Ontology annotation, cellular component: cytosol.